AUGGAGUCUCCCUUCUCGGCGCAACUUGCACUCACCGAUAUCUACCCUCCCGCCCCAAUAGGUGACCCACAAGACUUCAAGUCAGCGAUAGAGAACAGGUCUACGGCGCUCAGGGACGGAAGCAUCGAAGACUCAUACCUAUCGUUCGGUGGUGUUACGCCGCAGCUUUUCGAAUCCAUCGAGAGCCGCCGGGACACUCUUGGAGCCAAACGUGCACGCUUCACCUAUUUCGCUGAUAUCGAGACUCUAGUGAAAGUACCGUCCGAACCCCACGAGAGAGGCCACGCGAUAAUAGGACAUGAAAUCUCUCGCCGUCUGAGAACGCACAUGGCGGUUAACUUUGAAGAAGUCGUCCCUGUCCAGUCAACCACAUACCAUGGAAGGGGCGGCUCAUCUAAAGAGGCCGACUCGGCGUACAAGAACUUGAAUGUUAGAUCUCAGGUUGCAUCUUGGCCUCUCUGGGUGGUCGAGGGGGGAAUGUCAGAGUCCUUAGAACGUCUCCGUGGAGAUGCGAGCUGGUGGAUCAACCACUCCAAUGGCGACGUUCAACUCGCCAUCCUUGUCUGGAUCUGUCCCAGUCGAAGGACCAUCAAAGUCGAGACUUGGGUUUCUGAGCGAAGACCUCCCUCUCCCGCCCCCGGGCCACGUACCCGCGCGCGUGGCGCUAUCCCGACACUUUGGGCCAGGAAGGAGGACGGCGAGGUCGAGAUGGAUUUUUCAGCCAAUACACCAACUUAUCAAGGCCCCCCUGCCCUUGUUUUCCAAUUCAAUCGUCUUAUUGGCCGUCCGCCGAACCCGCCUGGUGAAUGUGAUGUGGUGCUGACCCGGCAAGACCUAUUGGAAUUGGGCAGGAUGAUAUUCCUUGGAAUAUGA
Molecule: messenger RNA, 873 nt
Organism: Aspergillus viridinutans
Lineage: Eukaryota; Fungi; Ascomycota; Eurotiomycetes; Eurotiales; Aspergillaceae
Exons: 1
Coding region: 1-873 (290 amino acids)
Source: RefSeq, a predicted model, not a curated record